Pollicipes pollicipes is the source of this 1477-nucleotide messenger RNA. RefSeq names its product 1-phosphatidylinositol 4,5-bisphosphate phosphodiesterase classes I and II. Gene Ontology annotation, cellular component: cytoplasm. Gene Ontology annotation, biological process: phosphatidylinositol-mediated signaling; G protein-coupled receptor signaling pathway; phosphatidylinositol metabolic process. The record is from RefSeq and is a predicted model, not a curated record. Gene Ontology annotation, molecular function: phosphatidylinositol-4,5-bisphosphate phospholipase C activity. The transcript is spliced from 13 exons. Lineage: Eukaryota; Metazoa; Arthropoda; Thecostraca; Pollicipedomorpha; Pollicipedidae. Bases 305 to 1477 code for a protein of 390 amino acids.
GAACAUGUGUGGAGGAGCGGUGGGCGGGGGUGGUGUUUUGUGACAUAUGCCCGGUUUAUACUAACCUCCAUUGUUUUUAACUUGAUAACUAAGUGGUGCGCAUGACACUUAGAUCGGUGACUUUAAAAGUGUAUCCCAAGGACUGAAGACUGUGUGCUUUAGCUUCAAUCUCAAGAAGAGCUGUGGAAGUAGAGGAGCGUCGGCGGCGCGACCCCCGGGCCGGCGCCGCGGCCGCCAGUCGCCGGCGGCCGCUACCUGUGACCGGAGCCCGCCGCCGCCGCCGCCGUCGUCGUCGCCAGCAGCCAUGGCCGGCUACCGGCCCGCCGUGCACGUGGUCCAGCUGAAGCCGGUGGUCGUGCCGCAGUGCAUGCAGGAGGGCCAGAAGUUCAUCAAGUGGGAUGAGGACUCGCCCACCGGCGUGCCGGUCACCCUGAAGGUGGACCCGAACGGCUUCUACCUGUACGUGAUGGACCAGAACAAGGAGGUGGAGCUGCUGGACAUCAUGACGAUUCGCGACACCCGCACGGGUCGCUACGCCAGAACGCCGAAGGACCAGCGGGUGCGCGAGAUCGUCACCAUGGGCAGCACGGGCACCCUGGAGGAGAAGACGGUGACGGUCUGCUACGGGCCGGACGUCGUCAACGUCAACUUCGUCAACUUCUGCUGUAACAAGAUGGAGACGGCCAAGCUGUGGACGGACGAGCUGCUGAAAAUGGCGUACAACCUGCUGGCGCUGCACGCCAGCGUCACCACGCUGCUGCAGAAGGCGCACACGCGCAUUUGCAGGGACGUGGACCGCACCGGCCGGAUCCCCGUCAAGCACGUGGUAAAGUCGCUGGCAAACAACAAGGAGGACCGCAAGAGGGUGGAGAAAGCUCUGGAGGCGUCAGGCCUGCCCAGCGGCAAGUCUGACACCCUUGAACCAGAAAUGUUCACCUUCAAACACUUCUUGGCCUUCUACAUGCACCUUACCGGACGGCAGGAGAUUGAGCGGAUCUUCGACGAACUGUGCGGCGGCAACAAGCGGAAGGGGCACAUGACGGUGCAGCAGGUGGUGGACUUCCUCAACAAGGAGCAGCGCGACCCGCGGCUAAACGAGAUCCUCUACCCGUACGUGGACCCGCAGAAGGCACGCGAGAUCAUCGCCCAGUACGAGCCCAACAAGGCGAACGUGCCAGAAAGCCUGGACUUCUGGAACGGACGGACCGAAGAGCCGAUCGUGUGCCACGGCUACACGCUGGUGCCUGAGAUCCCCGGCCAAGAGACGAAGCGGCUGCGGGACGUGAUCGAGGCGAUCGCCGAGGCGGCGUUUAAGACGUCGGACUGGCCGGUGAUCCUGUCGUUCGAGAACCACUGCAACCCCAAGCAGCAGGCCAAGAUCGCACAGUACUGCCGCGAGCUGUUCGGCGACAUGCUGCUGGACGCGCCGCUCGAGGACCAUCCGGGGAAGGACAAGCAAAAAGACGACCCCUCGUAG